AUGCUUUCGCUCCUGCGUCUCGUUUCUUCGGCCUUGCUGGCCGCCCCGCUGCUGGCCUCGGCCGCCCCUCCCGAGGCCGCCACCGAGCAUGUGAAGGCGCGCCUCGUCAGCAGCCAGGCCACGGUGGCGCCGGGGCAGCGCUUCACGGUCGCGUUCGAGCAGACCAUCAAGUCGCACUGGCACACCUACUGGCUCAACCCCGGCGACUCCGGCCAGGCCACCACCAUCGACUGGACCGGCACCCAGGCCGGCCCCAUUCAGUGGCCGACACCGUCCGUGCAGGCCAUCGGCCCCAUCAAGGGCAGCUUCGUCGCCACCAAGGACUACGCGCGGCUGGCGCGGCGGCUGCCCGCGCUGCUGGCGCCGGGCGGGCUGGCGCUGCUGUGCCUGAACACGCCGAAGCUGGGGUUGGAUUUCCUGCGUGGCGUGAUGGCGGAGCACGCGCCGGAGCUGGCGUUCGUGGCGCGCGUGGCGAACCCGGCCGCGUUCGGGGAUGCGUCGCAGGACCGGGGAUUGAAGGUGCUGGCCUACGCAGCCCCGCAAGACGCGGCUGCGCGCUGA
Messenger RNA from Ostertagia ostertagi, 561 nucleotides. The record is from the annotation of a GenBank genome assembly. NCBI's taxonomy places the organism in Eukaryota, Metazoa, Nematoda, Chromadorea, Rhabditida, Trichostrongylidae.